UCCAGUGACUAAACCAGAGGACGAGUCAGAUUCAAAGGAGCGCGUCUCCUCUGGUCCCGAGGCGACGUGACUCAUCCCGAAACGGCGCCCUGACCCCAGAGGGAUCCCCAAGGUCUGGCUUUGGAGCCCCCGAAGUGUGGAGAGCAGAGGGAGUCGGUGGACCAGAGGCACGUGUUGCUCUUUGCCCGCCGACGGCCAACUGGUUUUUGCCAGGGUUCUGUGUUCCGGAUUUCUGACCCUACCGGCUUUUGGCCCUGUUGGCCCGUGACCAGCGUUUGAGUUUGGAUCUGCCCGUCUGCACCAAAGUGCCCGGGUGGCACGGAGGACGGGCACGGUCCCCCCGUCCGCUGUGCCCACCUGCGACCGUCCCUGCUGUCCCGGCCCCGUUCGAGCUCCGGGGCUCCCCUGGUCCGGGUGGGACCGAGCGUUUUGUUCCGCCAUGUCGGAGGGGGAGGCCCAGACGGCCCCCAGCAGCGGCUCGGACCCGAAGGCGGAGUCCUCCUCUUCGGCCCCCGGCCUGACGUCGGUGUCGCCCCCGGUGACCUCCACGGCCUCGGCCGCUUCGCCGGAGGAAGAGGAGGAGAGCGAGGAUGAGUCCGAAAUCCUGGAGGAGUCGCCCUGCGGGCGCUGGCAGAAGAGGCGAGAGGAGGUGAACCAGCGGAACGUGCCGGGCAUCGACAGCGCGUACCUGGCCAUGGACACGGAGGAGGGCGUGGAGGUCGUCUGGAACGAGGUGCAGUUCUCUGAGCGCAAGAACUACAAGCUCCAGGAGGAGAAAGUCCGGGCCGUGUUUGACAAUCUGAUCCAGUUGGAGCACCUCAACAUCGUCAAAUUCCACAAGUACUGGGCCGACGUGAAGGAGAACAAGGCCCGGGUGAUUUUCAUCACCGAAUACAUGUCAUCUGGGAGUCUCAAGCAAUUUCUGAAGAAGACCAAAAAGAACCACAAGACCAUGAAUGAGAAGGCCUGGAAACGCUGGUGCACCCAGAUCCUGUCGGCCCUCAGCUACCUGCACUCCUGCGAUCCCCCCAUCAUCCACGGGAACCUGACCUGCGACACCAUCUUCAUCCAGCACAACGGGCUCAUCAAGAUCGGCUCCGUCUUUCAUAGGAUUUUUGCUAAUGUGGCCCCCGACACCAUCAACAAUCAUGUGAAAACUUGCCGGGAAGAACAGAAGAAUCUACAUUUUUUCGCCCCAGAGUAUGGAGAAGUCACCAACGUGACGACGGCCGUGGACAUCUACUCCUUCGGGAUGUGCGCCCUGGAGAUGGCAGUGCUGGAGAUACAAGGCAACGGGGAGUCCUCUAACGUGCCCCAGGAGGCCAUCAGCAGUGCCAUCCUCUUGCUUGAAGACCCGCUCCAGAGGGAGUUCAUCCAAAAGUGCCUGCAGCCCGAGCCCACUCUCCGCCCCACCGCCCGAGAACUGUUGUUCCACCCGGCGUUGUUCGAGGUGCCUUCGCUCAAGUUGCUUGCCGCGCACUGUAUCGUGGGACACCAGCACCUGAUCCCCGAGAACGCCCUGGAGGAGAUCACCAAGAACUUGGACACCAAUGCCGUCCUGGCCGAGAUCUUUCCAGGAUCAAGCAGGGAGGUUGUCCGGAACCUGUCCCAGUCCCCAGCUUUGGAACUGGAUAAAUUCCUCGAGGAUGUGAGGAACGGGAUCUACCCUCUGACGGCCUUCGGGCUGCCUCGGCCCCAGCAGCCCCAGCAAGAAAAGGUGACGUCCCCCGUGGUGCCGCCCUCCGUGAAGACUCCGACACCCGAGCCCGCUGAGGUGGAGAACCGCAAGGUGGUGCUGAUGCAGUGCAACAUUGAGUCCGUGGAGGAGGGAGUCAGGCACCAUCUAACACUGUUACUCAAACUGGAGGACAAACUGAACCGGCACCUGAGCUGCGACCUGCUGCCCAAUGACAACGUGCCCGAGUUGGCCGCGGAGUUAGUGCAGCUGGGCUUCAUCAGUGAGGCCGACCAGAGCCGCCUGACUUCGCUGCUGGAGGAGACUUUCAACAAGUUCAACUUUUCCAGGAGCUCAGCCGCCGUCACGGUGUCCUCGUAGCGCCGCCCGGCCCUGGGGUCCCCUCCGCCCCCCGCCCCGUCUGUGCCACGGCUGUCCCCAACCGUGCCGCGGUUGCCCCCUCCCCGGUUGGUGGGAGUCAGUAUUAUCCAGUGCGGCCCCCCCGGCUUGGUUACUUAAGAGGGGAUGGGGUUGGAGUGCGGGCGGGUUCAGAUUCUGGGUCCCACUCCUCCCCCCUCAACCUCUCUUCUUACCCCCCCUGCACUUUGUUUACUUGUUUUGCACAGAACUGGGCUGGGGGGGUAAGGGGUGGGCGGCGCGGCCCGGACCCCCCUAGUUCAGCCGGCUUGUGCUUGAGGG
Molecule: messenger RNA, 2374 nt
Organism: Tachyglossus aculeatus (Australian echidna)
Lineage: Eukaryota; Metazoa; Chordata; Mammalia; Monotremata; Tachyglossidae
Gene: NRBP1
Product: nuclear receptor binding protein 1
Exons: 19
Coding region: 440-2056 (538 amino acids)
Biological process (GO): intracellular signal transduction; endoplasmic reticulum to Golgi vesicle-mediated transport; protein phosphorylation
Cellular component (GO): endomembrane system; cytoplasm
Molecular function (GO): ATP binding; protein kinase activity
Source: RefSeq, a predicted model, not a curated record